AACCCUAAUAAAAUUAAUUGAAGAUGCUAAUUUCUGCUCGUGGAAUCUUGUUCAGCCCAAAGACUACAUUCAAUAGCUGCAACAAGAUUCCUCAUAUUUACAUUGGGGUCAAACCCUUUACCUCAAAACCCCCAUUUUCGAUGUCAGCGGACACCCUCACAGCAGCAGACAAUGAUGGUGCAACCAUUAGCCUCGAAGAAUGGCAGGGGUGGGGCACCGUGUCGCCGCUGCCGGCGAUGGUGGAUCAAGUUAUUCAUGAUAUGAAGCUUCUGGAGAAGGACAUUGACAAGCCCAUGACCUUUGGCGGAAACCGCGGCGCCCUCACGGGAGGCUUCAAGGUAGCGGAGGACAAGAAGCAUCGGGCAAAAUAUGCAUCUCUAUACACUACUGAAGAAAAACUCCAAUUCUUUUCAGCUCGACAGAUAGCUUGCCGGCUACUUGGGAGUAGGGGCUAUCUGUGUCAGAAGUGCUGGCUUCCCCAAGAAGACUGUGUAUGUUCGAAAAUGAAAACAUGUUCCUUGUGGAAUAAAUUGCAUAUUUGGUUGUACAUGCACCCGAAGGAUUUCCUAAGACAGAAUAAUACCGGGAAGUUAUUGUGGCAAGUUUUUGGUGUUCAAGCUGCGAGCUUGUGUAUCUUUGGCAUAGCCGAGCACGAAGAAAUGAUGUGGAAUGAAUUGAAUCGUGCAGGUAGAAACAGGGUUUGGUGUCUUUAUCCAAAUAAGAAUGCAGUGACGGAAUCUGUUAAGGAUAUUGUUGGCUGCUCAACAAGUCCGGAAAGCCAAGCAGAACCGGCAAAUAAAGAUGAUGUGUUGCACUUUAUUUUUAUCGAUGGUACUUGGAGCAAUUCAGCUGCAAUGGUCAAGCGUUUGCAGACUAGAGCUGAAUCAGAAUGGGGAAAGGAACUGCGUUGCAUAUCUCUGAACACAGGUGCAUCCUUGAUGCAUAAACUACGGUAAAAUCUCUUCCAUGUUCCUCCGUUAAGUUCAUGUACUAUCCAUUUUGCUAUUAUAAAGAUACGAAGGAUUUAAAAAAUUAAAAUACAUCAUUUUUUUGGCAUGAAGUACUGUUUCACCAUUCACGUGAAUUAGCCUUGCCUUAAUUCAUGACUAAAACACUUUAUGGACUAACAAGCAAACUAGGCCAGUUCAGGUUCGGACUAAAAAGCUUUGUGAUUGUGAAUUAUACGAAUAAUAGGGUCAGGUCACAAGUAAGAAGCCUUGUUGUUGUGGAUUGAAGGAAAAAUAUAUUCAAUUCACGAUUCUGAAGCAUUUUGGUCACAAAGUCUAGGAAAUAGGGGCUAUCCACAGUAAGUACGCCUAGGGGGUGCCCAGGGCGCACGGGGCACCACCUUAAGCGUCCCGAGGUGGGUGGGCCAAUUUAUAUUCCGGGCGACUUCUUUAUUUAAAAGUGAUACACUUUUCAAUUUUGGGAAUAGAGGCACUCUAUCCCCUAGAUUGUUUUUUGCUCUUUCUAGGUGACUUUAUAUCUCUUUAUUUUAGCAACAUUACUUUCCAUAUCUUAUAUUCCCUAGGUGACUUUAUAUCUCUUAUUUUGAUUUUAGUAUUAGUAAUUUAAAUUUGCAAUUUUAUGUUUUAAUUUAUAAGUCAUUUAUUUUAAGUUUUAGUAAGAUUAGCUAGGGAUAGAUCUAAACAGAUUUUGGCUGUUAACGAUCCCUGAUUCGUGGGGGUAAUGCCCCGUCGCCCCAAAUUUUACCUCAUUGCCCCAUGUCCCAACAACACUUUUGGUUGUAAAUCGUAGGCAAAAAUAUGGUUAAUUCACAACUGAGGAUCUUUGUGGUUGUAAAUUAUUGAUACAAAUUAAUAAUAAGCGUUCAAUUACAAAAAAUGGUAUUGCCUGUUAAUUUCUUUCUCGUGUUUUGUAGUUUGAGAUUAGAGUUUUAUUGUCUAUUCGAACUACAAAUUGUGAUUUAGACCCCAGCCAUCUUGGGAUCGUACAUGUACUGCUGCUGCAGCAAUUGGCCUCCUCAAUGAGCUCAACCAGCUUCCGGAGUUCAGUUCCAUGGGA
This is a messenger RNA of Salvia splendens (bonfire salvia), 2025 nucleotides long. RefSeq lists its product as uncharacterized. The transcript has 7 exons. Bases 24 to 956 code for a protein of 310 amino acids. Lineage: Eukaryota; Viridiplantae; Streptophyta; Magnoliopsida; Lamiales; Lamiaceae. The record is from RefSeq and is a predicted model, not a curated record.